This is a messenger RNA of Daphnia carinata, 2313 nucleotides long. It is a transcript of the gene Sec10, whose product is annotated as exocyst complex component 5-like. Gene Ontology annotation, biological process: exocytosis; Golgi to plasma membrane transport. Gene Ontology annotation, cellular component: exocyst; cytoplasm. The record is from RefSeq and is a predicted model, not a curated record. The transcript is spliced from 17 exons. Lineage: Eukaryota; Metazoa; Arthropoda; Branchiopoda; Diplostraca; Daphniidae. Bases 51 to 2267 code for a protein of 738 amino acids.
CCAAAACAUCGGAGGGCGCCAUAUUUUGGAUUGUUAUUACUCUUAAUUUUAUGACGGCAGAUGAUGACAGCCUUCUCGUAGUACACAAUAACCUAACGCGAAACCGGACUUUAAAUUCCAACAUGGACUUCCUUGCUGAAAUGGAGCAGGAGCCGUUUAAUCCGAAUGAAUUCGUUGAACGUCUCGCCUGGAUGACCAUGGGCGUUUCAAAUUUGUCGUCCAACAAUGACGAUUCGUUUUCUGCAACAGGCCUCCUGAACAAUUUCGAAGAAACAAUUAAGCACCUUCAAGUUCUCCAAGUUCGUGUUCAAGGAAAAUGUGAAAAACUUGAAAAUUCCUGCAGAGAUGAGGAAAACAGACAUUGGCAGAAAAUGGCAAAGCUGGAAGAAAAAAAUAAGGCUGCUGUAGAAGCAUUCCAUGAACUAGAUUCAAGAAUAAAUAGUGUUGCAACUAAAGUUGUUUAUCUUGGAGAUCAGUUAGAAAACGUCAACACCCCUAGAUCCCGUGCAGUCGAAGCUCAGAAACUGUUAACACAUUUCAAUGGAUUUAUUAAACCUGGAGGACCAUUUUCUCCUGUUUUCACUGAAAAAGAGCAGUUAUUUGAAGCAGCAGACAUUAUUCAAAAAUUGCAAUUAGUUGCACAAGAAUUGCCUUCUGCAAAAUUUAGUAGUGCCCAAAAACAGAUUGCUCAAAAGUAUGACGAAAUUGAGCGAUCACUGAUUGAGGAGUUUGCCAAGGCUCAGGUCAAGGGUGACCGUGCACAGAUGAAGCAUAUCGCGUCGAUUUUAAGCCACUUUAAGGGCUAUUCCCAAUGCAUUGAUGCAUUUAUUGAACAAAGUCAAGCGGGUGCAUUUUCUAGUGGUGAUGUGUUUUUAGAUGUCGUCCCCCUAUGCGAGCGUAAUGCCCGAGAAAUGAAAGAAGUCUUUCAUAAUCCUGAGCAAGUGAUGGGGAAGUUCAUCCUCAACAUAUUCUAUGGAAAACUGCAGGGAACCAUAAGUAGUAGUCUAUCAGAUCGAUCCAGACCAGAUGCUUAUUUAAAACGACUUCAUGAAUUAUAUUCUAGAACAACAAAAUUAUCUAUUGAUUUGGCACGAUAUGACACUGGAAACGACCACACAUUCCUAUCAAAACUUGUUAAGAAUAUCUUUCAACGUUAUUUGGAAUCUUAUAUAAGUUUGGAAAUUCGUAACCUGAAGGAAAGAAGUGCUUCCACUCUCAAGAAGUUCUAUGAAUACAAGAACCACCAAAAAAAACCUAUCAACGCUGGAGGGAUUCAGGAACUGAGACGCGAUUUACAGGCAGUCAUCGUAGCCAAAACCGGUGCUGUUUGGGAAACUCACGGUGGUGAAACAUUCCUUUCCGAACAAAUCGCUGUUGGCCUAUUGGAUGAAACUAAGCAAGCCUUGAUUCGAUGCCAUUCAUUGUCACGAUCAUCCGAGUGCGCUGCCAAUGCCGUUCAGAUCUUGGACGUCUUGUUCCAGUUUCUCAUUGACGAGUUCGUAGACUAUGCUCUCGAAGUUGGCCUUCAGGCUAUCCCUCCAGGAGAAAGUAAAGUACAACCAGAACUACAUUUUUUCGGAGUCGUCCGUGAAGUAAACGCCAUCAUUCACCUGAUGGAUAAACUUUUUCAUGAUAGCAUUAUCCCGUUAGUUGUGUCAACCCCGAAACAUGGUGAAUGCCUGCAAAGAAAGAAAACCAUCUCAGAGCAGCUCGAAAAUAAAUUAGAAAUUGGCAUUGACCGCUCCUUGUCCGCCAUCGUAGGUUACGUCAAAGUCACUCUUCAGUCAGAGCAAAAGAAAGGAGACUUCAAGCCUGAAGGGGACGAGGCCGUCAUUGCAUCUUCGGCGUGCAUCAAAGUCUGUCGAUUUGUGUCUGUGCAAACUGAGCGAAUUAGAACGUCUCUAGAUGGCAAGAACCAAGAAGCUGUCCUAAGUGAAUUGGGAGUGCGAUUUCAUCGCGUAAUCUACGAACACUUUUAUCAGUUCCAAUACAAUUCCAUGGGUGCCCUGUGCGCAAUUUGCGACGUAAAUGAGUACAAGAAAUGCGUGCUAGAAUUCAAAGUUCCUAUGGUUACCGCAUUGUUCGAUACCCUUCAUGCAUUAUGCAACCUGCUAUUGGUUCUACCUGAAAACUUGAAACAGGUUUGCACUGGGGAUCAACUGGCUACUCUUGAUCGAUCAAUCCUCUCAAACUUUAUUCAACUGCGAGCAGAUUUUAAAACGGCUCGAUUGGGUAAUUAUUUAAAAACAUUGUCUGAUGAUAAAUAAAAGUUGUAAGUUUGGUAUUCAUCCACAGCAACAUAAUAUUUGUUUA